Molecule: messenger RNA, 2307 nt
Organism: Mercenaria mercenaria
Lineage: Eukaryota; Metazoa; Mollusca; Bivalvia; Venerida; Veneridae
Product: cholesterol 7-desaturase nvd-like
Exons: 6
Coding region: 263-1645 (460 amino acids)
Biological process (GO): chlorophyll biosynthetic process; cholesterol metabolic process
Cellular component (GO): chloroplast
Molecular function (GO): 2 iron, 2 sulfur cluster binding; chlorophyllide a oxygenase activity
Source: RefSeq, a predicted model, not a curated record
AAUUGCAUUGACGGCACGUAACUGGGUUAAGGUCAUUAGAUAUGUGGAGUUUGCUGUUAAUCGAUAGCUAACUAAUGACACCGGAAAUCCAAUAUAAACACGACAAAAAUACAUCUGGAUUUAUAUUGUGUUUAAUGGUUAUUGCAACCAAAUGUGAAGUUCGUACUUUCGGUUUAAAUAUAGAUGUAAUCAGUUCAUAUUCAAGUUAGUCAAAAUUCAAUUAAAAAAUAUAUUAAAUUUAAAGGACGGCGAUCCAUUUAAAAUGUCGGCGAUAAGAAUACUAGUGGUUUGCGCUUUUGUUAUUUUGUUUUCUGUAAUUGUUAACGACACCAUACAACCGCUGCUCCGCUUGACCACUAUACAGUUGGAAAAAAAUGUUGCACGAAUAAACUCCAGUAUACGGAACACGGAUAUUCUCUCGCCGUUCUUAUAUGUUGCUAUAGCUCUUGUAAGUUUUAUAGCGUAUCAUUUCUACAUCUUGUUGUUCCGUCCAUUGAACAGAGUAAGAAUUCUAGGCGACCUCGGUUAUCAAAAAGAUGGGAAAUUUUCGAUGAAAGAAAUUGCAAACAUUGUGAAGAAACGACGAGAUGUAGGAGAAAUUCCGCCAGUGUAUCCAAAUGGCUGGUUCGCAAUCAUUGAAGGCUGGAGACUAAAGACAGGAGAAACCAAAAGUAUACAUGCUAUAGGCCAAGAGCUAGCGGUUUUCCGAGAUGAAAAAGGCGUGGCUCAUGUUUUAGACGCUUAUUGUCCACAUAUGGGGGCGAAUUUAGCAAUCGGUGGCCUGGUCGUAGGCGAUUGUAUACAGUGUCCGUUUCAUGGAUGGAAAUUCAGAGGUCAUGACGGGAAAUGCACAGGAAUUCCAUAUGCCGAAAAAGUUCCCGAUGUAGCUAGAGCGAAAUCUUGGAACACUGUUGAAAUAAAUGGCUGGAUAAACGUGUGGUACCAUGCCGAGGGAUCGGAGCCGUACUGGACAUUGCCGGAAAUUGAGGAGAUCACGAACGGAACGUUUCGGUACAAGGGACGUACGGAACAUCACGUUAAUGCGCAUAUAGAAGAAAUCCCAGAAAACGCAGCCGAUGCGGCUCAUCUGAGGCAAGUCCAUCGUCCAUUUAUUGCCGGGGGUUAUGACCUUAAUAAAAUGUGGAACAGAUACAUCAGCUGGGCGCAUCAUAACUGGGAAGCAACAUGGAGCCAGAGACCAAGUCCCGAUGAUCAUAUUGGCUGCAUGGAAGUCACGCACGACUUGAAAUUUUUUGACUGUAGCCUGUUUCGUUUGUUUAAGUUAAAAGUGAGAGCAAUGCAGAUUGGUCCAGCAAUUGUACAUAUAACGAUGGAAGGUAUAUUUUUCAAGUGUAUUUUGCUUCACGUUGUUACGCCGAUGGAACCUGUGGUUCAGAAGGUUGUGCAAAACAUUUAUGUGCACUGGGCCUUGCCAAAUAUCAUCGCAAAAAUCUUUUUAGCCGGCGAUGCCAUUCAGGUGGAGAGAGACGUAUCUAUUUGGAACAACAAGAAAUUUCAGUCCAAACCAGUGCUAACAAAGACCAAAGAAGACAGUUUGAUAGCACGCCAUAGACGCUGGUAUUCUCAGUUUUACUCAGAGCACAGUCCGCGGUUAAAGUUCCAAAAGGAUACGCUGGACUGGUGAUAUUAAAUUUCCAAAUGGAAAAAUGGAUUGUUGAUGUUUUUCAAUGUUUUGACAGGGUAUUACAUGUGAUAAAUGUAAAACCGAUGAACAUUCCAUUUCUAUGUUAAAGUUUGUGAUAAAAAGAAACUAAAAGUUUCAGACAUUGACAGAAAGAUAAGCUGAUCUGGUCACGGAUAAAUUUGUUGUCAGUAAAAGACAAGAAAAAAAGUAAUUUUAUAUGCCAUACGUUUCUUCGUGUACAUAUACGGGCAUGAUCAAUCGCCAAUGAGUAUUAAUGUUGCAUUAAUUGUAUACCUUUGAUCUUAUCGUUAAUUGUACUUUAUGUGGUUCUGGGACGUUCUAUGUAUGAAAAGAAUUGGAACCACUGCCUUAUCCUUGCUUGAUCGUAAGAGGCGACUAAUAGGGUCUUAACACUUGGUUUUGCUGUAACUCUGUGAAUCCAGCAGGUAUGCAAAUUUUGAUUCCAUACCUCAUGUUUUUAUUUCGAUGUAAAUGAGAUGUGAAACCAAAAUUUGUAGUCCUGUUUGGCGCCAUAUAACCUAUACUGUGUUGGUGCGCCGUAAAAUCCAAAUAUAAAAUAGAUUGUACUUUAUUUCAUAUUUAAAUUUGAAAUGAUACAAAGUCUUUAAGAACACCUCAUCAAUAUUAUCUCAUUUAUUUCA